AUGGGGCAGCAGUCGCUCAUCUACGCGUUCGUGGCCCGCGGCACGGUGGUGCUGGCCGAGUACACCGAGUUCACCGGCAACUUCACCACCAUCGCCUCCCAGUGCCUCGUCAAGCUCCCCGCCAGCAACAACAAGUUCACCUACAACUGCGACGGCCACACCUUCAACUACCUCGUCGAGGACGGCUUCACAUACUGUGUGGUUGCUGUGGAAUCAGUGGGGCAACAGAUGCCAAUUGCUUUCUUGGUUCGGGUUAAGGACGAUUUCAGCAAAAGAUAUGCUGGUGGGAAAGCUGCUACUGCUGCACCAAGCAGCCUCAACAGAGAGUUUGGGUCAAAACUCAAAGAGCACAUGCAGUACUGUGUAGACCACCCUGAAGAGAUAAACAAGCUCGCUAAAGUGCAAGCACAAGUUUCAGAAGUCAAGAACGUGAUGAUGGAAAACAUUGAGAAGGUUCUUGAUCGCGGGGAGAAGAUUGAGCUGCUGGUUGACAAGACAGAGAAUCUCCGCUCACAGGCCCAAGAUUUCAGGCAGCAAGGAACACAGGUGAGGAGAAAGAUGUGGCUACAAAACAUGAAGAUCAAGCUGAUUGUCCUGGGCAUCAUCGUCGCGCUCAUCCUCAUCAUAAUCCUGUCGGUGUGCCAUGGGUUCAACUGUGGCAAGUCCAAGUGAGGACUACUCGAGGUCGUGAGACACAUUCAACUGUCCUUAUAUUACUGCUGAUUCGAGCAAAACCCAUAUAUGGUGCUUAGUGUUCUUUCUUCUCUAGUGUGCGCUGGCCCGGGCCGUGGUGCCUGUGGGUGGGUCUGUGUUUUCGUUGUCGUCGUGUUGGGAUGUUCGCUUACCGCCGGAUGGGUGGUGGCUGGGUCGGCGGGUCGUGUAUUUUUGGACGCUAUGUAUGUAUAGCUUGGAUCUUGACAUCUUUGUUCUAUUGUUAUAUGAUGAUGAGGAUGAGUAGUAGAUUUACUUAAUUGGAGUCGGAA
Triticum dicoccoides is the source of this 983-nucleotide messenger RNA. RefSeq names its product vesicle-associated membrane protein 721-like. Gene Ontology annotation, biological process: vesicle-mediated transport. Gene Ontology annotation, cellular component: membrane. Lineage: Eukaryota; Viridiplantae; Streptophyta; Magnoliopsida; Poales; Poaceae. The coding region runs from base 1 to 672 and encodes 223 amino acids. The transcript has 5 exons. The record is from RefSeq and is a predicted model, not a curated record.